UGUGGGGUUUACCAGCGCAACGUUGCUUCGGUAAUUCCCCACGUCAACUUUACUUCAAAGCAAUCUUUCUCUCCGUCUCUCUCACUCUCUCAAUUUCCCAUGGUGGACUGUACAAAACCAAACCCAAUCCACUUCUUAAACCCCCCACCUCACGUGCACCCACGGCGAGUGUACUACACGGAAGCUCCCAAUCCCUCCCAUCAACCUCGUAGAAGGCCUCACACAGAACUCUGAUUCUCGAAUUCCCCUUCAACGCAGAAGGUCAUGGGUUCUACAUCCUCCUGGCCUGGCUGGCCACCUCUUUCUAAAAUAUUAUUUCUUUUGAAUUUGGGUUAUCAUUUAGCCCACGCCUCAGAGAAGUACAUAUCAGCCAUAGGAGACCCCGGAAUGAAGAACCCAAAUGUGAGAGUUGGAUUGGAAGCGUGGAACUUUUGCAACGAAGUUGGAGCGGAAGCUCCCAAAAUGGGCAGCCCCAGGCUGGCUGAUUGUGCUGACUUGUACUGCCCUUUGAUCGUUGAUUCCUUGGGCUGCACUGCAAAGUGUGAAGUACAUCACAAAGUGAAUGAGUCAGAUAACAGCUUGGGGGCUGGUAAUGAGUUUCCUGUAACGGGAUUCAAGUCAUACACAGACCCUGAUCUGUUUGCUGUGGAAAAGGAACUGUAUCUUGGUUCUCUGUGUGAGGUGCAGGAUUCCUCAAAUCCAUGGCACUUCUGGAUGAUUAUGCUCAAGAAUGGUAACUUUGACAAGAACACUACUCUUUGUCCUGAGAAUGGCAACAAUGUCAGUAAAAUCAUAACAAGCAGGAAUUUUCCGUGUUUCGGUGAAGGAUGUAUGAAUCAGCCACUUGUAUACCAUAAUUACUCUACAUUAGUUUCUUCUGAGGAUCAAACAGUGUCUUUAGCAGGAGGGUUUUAUGGAACAUAUGACCUUGAUGCUGAUUUGAGCAAAGGUACAGGGAAGAACUCCUACUUCUCUGUCUCAUGGAAGAAGAAUUUGAGCACAGGAAGUUGGAUUUUCUCGCAACGAUUAACAACAUCUUUAAAGUAUCCUUGGCUCAUGUUGUAUCUACGUGCAGAUGCAACAGAAGGAUUUAAUGGUGGUUAUCACUAUAGUAGUCGUGGAAUCAUAAAAAAGCUUCCGGAAUCUCCCAACUUUAAGGUCAAGUUGACACUUGAUGUUAAACAAGGAGGAGGAGCGAACAGUCAAUUUUAUCUCCUUGACAUAGGAAGCUGCUGGAAGAACAAUGGAGACCCCUGUGAUGGUAAUGUUCUGACAGAUGUGACAAGAUACAGCGAAAUGAUAAUAAAUCCAGCAACUACAAGCUGGUGCCGCCCAGAUAAUCUGGUCUCCUGCCCGCCUUAUCAUGUUAGUCCUACUGGCGAGAAAAUAUAUAGAAAUGAGACAUCUCGGUUUCCCUAUUCUGCAUAUCAUCUCUACUGCAGCCCAGGAAAUGCCAAAUAUCGGGAGGAACCGUAUGAUAUCUGUGACCCAUAUAGCAAUCCACAGGCACAGGAACUGGUGCAAAUUCUUCCACAUCCUGAAUGGGCUGUACAUGGCUAUCCCAAAAAGAAAGGAGAUGGGUGGAUUGGAGACCCUAGGACUUGGGUGCUUGAUGUGGGGGCUCUCUCUAGUCGGUUAUAUUUCUACCAGGAUCCAGGGACAAAACCAGCACGGCGUGUAUGGUCUUCACUUAAUGUUGGCACAGAAAUAUAUGUUAGCCCUGCAGGGGUGACUGCAGAAUGGACUGUUAGUGAUUUUGAUGUAUUGGUUCCUGAACAUGUUACUACCAGUUGUGAUGGUUUUUAUUGAUCUGCAAUAUUCAAUUAUAAAGAACAGAACUUACUUUAUGAUGUCAUUUUUCUAUCAUACUUUUAAAAACUUCUCUGUUACUCAUCUGGGUUAAAACUGAGGUAAAUGUAUAAAACGCAUACUAUUGUAGAUUUA
Molecule: messenger RNA, 1944 nt
Organism: Corylus avellana
Lineage: Eukaryota; Viridiplantae; Streptophyta; Magnoliopsida; Fagales; Betulaceae
Source: RefSeq, a predicted model, not a curated record